Camellia sinensis is the source of this 642-nucleotide messenger RNA. RefSeq lists its product as uncharacterized. Lineage: Eukaryota; Viridiplantae; Streptophyta; Magnoliopsida; Ericales; Theaceae. Gene Ontology annotation, molecular function: nucleic acid binding; RNA-DNA hybrid ribonuclease activity. The record is from RefSeq and is a predicted model, not a curated record.
AUGGAAAUAGUGGAGCAUAUGCUUUUUGACUGUGAAUGGACAAAGGCAGUCUGGUUUGGGAGCAUGUUGAAUUUUCUGAUGGAACAUGGAGCUAUUACGAAUGUGGCACAAUGGACAACUCAAUGGGGGGAUGACGGGAUGUUUAAAGAAUCUGGAAAGGAAAUUCUAAGCAAAACUGCUUUGAUUGGUUGGUAUAUAUGGAAGGCAAGAAAUGAUUUCACUUUUAACUUUGUGCCUGUCAAUCCAUAUGACACACUCCAAAAAAUACACCAUUGGUGGAACGAAUGUAAUCUACAAGGUGGGGAAAAGAACACCGUGGCUAGUGCUGAUAGCUCAAGGGAAUACAGAGAAGGGUCUGGCUGGACACCUUCCCAGGUGGGGAAUUUUAAAGUUAAUUGUGAUGCAUCUUUCAACAGGUCAUCGACAAAUGCUUCUGCGGCAGCCAUCCUUGGGGAUUCAAAGGGCCAUAUUAUUGAUGGGGUUAUUACAUCCUUCUUCUCGGCAUUAGCUUUGCAAGCUGAAGCGUAUGCAGUGCGACUGGCAUGCCGUUUAGCCCAGAUGAAUGGACUUUAUGCAGCUAAAAUUGAGAAUGAUAAUCAAGAGCUCAUUAAACUGUGUGUGUCUGAAACAGUCCCUCUAUGA